Nezara viridula (southern green stink bug) is the source of this 314-nucleotide messenger RNA. NCBI's taxonomy places the organism in Eukaryota, Metazoa, Arthropoda, Insecta, Hemiptera, Pentatomidae. The record is from the annotation of a GenBank genome assembly.
AUGAGCCAUAAACACGAGCUGGAAUCGGACCCAGCUAUUUUAUCGACGUCGAUAGCGCGCUCUAUAAAACUCAACCCUCCCGUUCUCAUUUCAAUAACCCUCGGCAUAAUUCUCUAUCAGCAUAAUAGAUGGCGCUGCUGCCGCCCGAAUUCCCGCUCGGACACACACUACACAACCCUUCCCCCCUUCUCCCCUCCCACCUCCUCACACUCCAAAUCGCUAAUUAUUUAUUGCGCUUCGUUGCUUUUGUUUCAGCAACGCCAAUCGUGUUUGAGCAAGCCUCUAAUACCAGUUUUAAUAGAGGAUGGUUCUAA